UGAGGAGCGACUCGAACUCAUUGUUCGCUGUUUGCUCUGCAGCUCAGAGCGCUCUCUCCUCUGUUUGUCUCUCCUCUGUGUCUCUGUGGUUUUACUGCCCCAAUCCCCCCCCCUCCAUCCAUCCAUCUUCGCACUUUGCCAGUUCCUCUUUGCUUUUUUUCUCUUUCUUAUUUUCCAUUCUUUCCUUUUUAAAGCAACCGUCUUUUCAGCUGCAAAACCAGAAGGAUAAUAAGGGGAGCAAGUCAGAAAGAGUGACCAACAAACAACCUUUUCUUUUGGUUCUUACAAACGCGGAGCAAUGUCAGACACCAAGAUAGAGACUGCCACCGAGGCUCCCUCCCCCGCUAAGGAACUCAAAGGUGGAAAAGCAGCAGAAACUGAAAAUGGCAAGGGUGAUAAACCGGCCAAUGGAAAAGCUGAGAAGGAGAAUGGAGAACGGGAAGUUGAGGAAAACACAGAUGAGGUAGAAGAUGAAGAAAGUGAAGAUGUUGGUGAGGAAGAUGAGGAGGAAGAUGAGGAAGAAGAUGAGGAAGGCGAUGAGGACGAGUGUGAGUCACCUGCAGCGAAACGGGCGGCUGAAGAUGAUGAGGGCAAGGUUGAAACCAAGAAGCAGAAAACAGAUGGUGCUGACUAAACUGCAUUUCCAUCCACAUUCUACCCCCACCCACCCCCCCAUUUUUCUGUUGGAAAAAGUGGUCACCAUUAAGUAGUGUACACCAGUACAAGAAAACUGCAGGAUUUUUAAAAUAAACCAUAAAAAUUACUAAGAAUUCAUGGCCCUACUUUCUUAAAAUCCUAAAGGAGAAUUUGUUUGUAUUUUUAUUUACAUUUUAUAUUUUUGUACAUACAGUUGGAGGUCAGCCAAUUUAAACCAUGAUCUCCGGCGACCAAACAGGGCUUUGAUAUUCUUCUGUAAAACAGACUUUUACUGGUGGUUUGACCACAUCAUGACCACAUUAUCUUAAAGGUAACCUGUAAAAACAAUUAAUCUGUGCAUUCCAAUAACCUUGUGUAUGUACUUUAGCUGUACUAUAAGUAGUUGGUUUGUAUGAGGUGGAAAGGCCAAAGAUCAAGGUUUUGUCUAUGAAAUACUGUCCAUUAUGGCCUAUUGUAUGUGUGAAACAGUUUGUCCAAUAAACCGGAAUUUUAUUUUGCUGAGUUUUUCUGAUGAA
Callorhinchus milii (elephant shark) is the source of this 1172-nucleotide messenger RNA. It is a transcript of the gene ptmaa, whose product is annotated as prothymosin alpha a. The record is from RefSeq and is a predicted model, not a curated record. Gene Ontology annotation, biological process: positive regulation of transcription by RNA polymerase II; negative regulation of apoptotic process. NCBI's taxonomy places the organism in Eukaryota, Metazoa, Chordata, Chondrichthyes, Chimaeriformes, Callorhinchidae. Bases 299 to 634 code for a protein of 111 amino acids. Gene Ontology annotation, molecular function: histone binding. The transcript is spliced from 5 exons. Gene Ontology annotation, cellular component: nucleus.